Molecule: messenger RNA, 1423 nt
Organism: Tinamus guttatus (white-throated tinamou)
Lineage: Eukaryota; Metazoa; Chordata; Aves; Tinamiformes; Tinamidae
Source: RefSeq, a predicted model, not a curated record
AACCGAAACCUCCAGCCAUGCUGAAACAGAUAUUAUCGGACAUGUACAUUGACCCUGAGCUGCUGGCAGAACUCAGUGAGGAGCAGAAGCAGAUCCUCUUCUUCAAGAUGAGGCAAGAGCAGAUCAGACGGUGGAAGGAAAGAGAAGCUGCUGCAGACAAGGUUCCAGCCAAGAAGCCACCCCUGAGAAAAGCCAGCGGGAAGUCAGUGAAAUGGAAGCUCGGGGCCGACAACGACGUCUGGGUCUGGGUGAUGGGGGAGCAUCCGUCAGAUAAAUCGUACGCUGCCAUCUGUGAGGAGAUCCAGGCCGAAAGGGCAAGGCGGCUAGAGAGCGAGCAAGGCAGGGAGGCCAGAGAGACUGACUCUUCUGUCAGCUGGUCUCAGCAUCCACAACCAGGUGUCCUGGGUGGGAUGGAUGUUUCCAGGAACAAUAAAAGCAGCGUGGAGAAGCAGAAGGAAGAGGAGAGCAAAACAACCGCUACUACAAUAGGGAAAAACUUGGGGCUCAGAGAGAGGGAAGCCAGGGGAGUUCACCAGAUGCUGGCCGACUGCUACAGGAGGAAGUGGGGUUUCCAGCAGACUAAGGAAGCACAGAAGGAAAAUGAAGAAGGAGAGACCACAGCCUCUAACAAGACACCAGAGGCACAGAGAGGUGCAAGUUUGGAGAGCCAGAGCACGCUGCAGAAAUCAGACGAGACUGAGCCUGAAUGGCAAGAAUCCUUGCGGAAAUCCAAGGCAGCAGAUGAGAAGAGACGCUCACUGGCCCAGCAAGCCAGGGAUGACUACCGGAGGCUUUCAUUGCAGGGCAUCCGCAGGGGAAGGCAGGGAGACGUUUCCAAGAGUGCCGGGGCAAGCAACCAGAGUCCGCUCCGGUACCCGCCUCUCCCACCCAAGCCUGCGCUUAUACCUCCUGCCCCGGCCAACGGAAGAGCAACCAGGAAAGAGGGCAUCCACAGGACAGUGUCCAAUUCCACUGAAAAAAGCAUCAUUAAGUGGUUCAAGGAGGAGCAGUUUCCUCUCCGAGCCGGCUAUGAGAGAACAAGGGACACAAUCGCGCCUUGGUUCCACGGUAUCCUAACCUCCAAGAAAGCAGAGGACCUGCUGAGUAAAGCAAUGCCUGGGAGCUUUCUGGUCCGUGUGAGUGAAAAAAUCAAAGGAUACGUGCUCUCCUACCAGUCUGUGCAGGGAUGUAAACACUUCCUUAUUGAUGCCUCUGGUGAUUCCUAUAGCUUCCUUGGAGUGGACCAGCUACAACAUUCAUCACUGGCUGACCUUGUUGACUACCACAAGGAGGAGCCCAUCACUUCUUUGGGGAAGGAGCUGCUGCUUUACCCAUGUGGCCAAGAGGACCAAGAACCCGAUUACCUGGCUCUCUUUGAAUGAAGCUCCCACUCUCGCUACGCAACCCUGAGCCUGUUUCCAUA